AUUCAUCCAAUCAUCCAAUCAUCCAAUCAUCCAAUCAUCGAUAUCUCCGAUCCAACUGUGAACCCUUUUCAUGCUUUUGCUGCCUUCAAAUCCCUUGAGCCGUGGAUUCAUUUGACAACCGCAUUUGGUUCAUCGGAGUUAGUCCUUUGACUCUCUCGCUCCAACAAGGGUACUCCAUCGUUCCUCCGACGUCAUGCCGUUUUGAGUUCCGGUAGAUUCCAAAGAUUCUAAGCUCCCGCCGCUAUCAAAUUCUUUUUUUCGCGAUAUCCGAUCACCAUCGAAAUCUUGACCGGGGCAUCUAUCAAGUUUUUGCAGUGUAGAACAAAAUGGAAGACCAAUCACGUGCCAAUCAUCACCGGAUUCUUUCCCGGAUAGGAAAGACAUGUAGUUUCGGAGACGACGUACGAAUUAUUCUAUUUUGACUUUGGCCCUAUGGAGUGGAUCGUAAACAUGCGAAAAGAUGUCAUGGUUUUCGGAGUUUGGAGUUUUGCUGAGAAUAUUUGCAUGAUGUUAGGAAAUAUUCACUGGGUCUGGGGUCGAUGGCAACUGGAAGGUUUUUGUAUAUAUACAUGAGGUUUGAACUCGUUUUUUAUAUUCUUCUUCUUCUUUAUCAUCACCAUCAUCAAUACAAUCAUCACUUCAAUCAACAAUCAAUUCUUCACAUCUUCAAUACUCACUAAUCACUCAAUCAUCAAUACCACCUUUUAAAUCUUUUACAUUUAAUACUACAUCUAUCAAAAUGGUUGAUUUCACUGUCUUCAAGGGAUCCAAGGAGGGAAAGAUCGUUAAGGCUACCACUACCAGAGAGAUUGGUCCCAACGAUGUCUUGGUCAAGAUCACUCACUCGGGUCUUUGCGGUACCGAUGAGCAUUACAGACAUGCCGAUAUGGCUCUAGGCCACGAGGGUGCUGGUGUUGCAGCUGAAAUUGGAUCUGCUGUUAAGAACAUCAAGAAGGGUGAUUCCGUCGGAUGGGGUUACCAACACGGCUCUUGCAACGACUGCAAGCAAUGUCUUACUGGUCACGAGACCCUCUGCGCCGACCGUGUCAUGUACGGACAAGCCAACUUGGACCAAGCAUCCAUGGGAACCCACGCUGUUUGGGAUGCCGGAUACCUUUACAAGCUCCCAGAUAACCUUCCCCGCGAGUACGCUGCUCCUCUCAUGUGUGGAGGUGCUACCGUCUACAACGCUCUCCGCUCUUUCAACGGUGGUGUCAAGCCAAAUGAGCGUGUUGGUAUAAUCGGUAUUGGAGGACUUGGUCACUUGGCCAUUCAAUUCGCCGCUAAGAUGGGAUGUGAAGUCGUUGUCUUCUCUUCCACCGAUGCCAAGAAGGAGGAGGCUCUUUCCCUCGGUGCCACUGAAUUCGUUGCUACCAAGGGUGUUUCUGAGCUCAAGGUUUCCGCCCCAAUUGAUCACUUGAUCGUCACCACCUCUUUCCAACCAAACUGGCAUCAAUUCAUGGAUAUCAUGGCUCCUCAAGCAACUAUCUACCCAUUGACUGUUUCUUUCGAAGACAUGAAGAUCCCAUACAUGCCAAUCAUUAUGAACGAGUUCAAGAUCCAAGGUUCCUUGGUCGCUGCUAGACAAGUCCACAGAGAUAUGGUUGCUUUCGCUGCUCAACACGAGAUCAAGCCAAUCAUUGAGCAAUUCCCAAUGACUGAGGAGGGUAUUCAAGAGGCCAUGAAGAAACUCGAGGAUGGAAAGAUGAGAUACAGAGGUGUCAUUGUCGCUCAAUAAAUUUGAGGUGUGAUGAAAUUCGCGAAUGAAUGAUUGUAUGCAUGCAUUGGAGAGGACAUUAUAGACUGGGAUGGGUUGAAUUUAAUGACACGGAGUUGGAUAUCUGGAUGGAUGUAAUGAUAGCGCUGGGAAAACAUUUAGACUUAUAGAUAUUCUCUUAUACAAUAUAUUAUUGUUAAAAC
Messenger RNA from Botrytis byssoidea, 1920 nucleotides. RefSeq lists its product as uncharacterized. NCBI's taxonomy places the organism in Eukaryota, Fungi, Ascomycota, Leotiomycetes, Helotiales, Sclerotiniaceae. The record is from RefSeq and is a predicted model, not a curated record. The transcript is spliced from 3 exons. Bases 740 to 1738 code for a protein of 332 amino acids. Gene Ontology annotation, biological process: alcohol metabolic process. Gene Ontology annotation, molecular function: alcohol dehydrogenase (NADP+) activity; zinc ion binding.